AUGGACCUCCCGCCACAGGGCAUCCUUGAGUUUCAGCAUUGGCUGAAGUAUAAGGAUAUGUACGGCCCAAUCAGUUCGAUUACCGUUCUGGGCCAGACGCGCAUUAUUCUUCACGAUAAAGAGGCAGCACACGACCUUUUAGAGAAGAUUUCCACCAAGACGUCAGGUCGACCAAAGUUCGAGUUUGCGAAUACGUUAUGCGGCUUCGACAAAUUUGUCCACGCCCUGGACCUUGAUGAUACCUUGCGGCUGUACCGAAGAUUUAUACACAAGCACCUAGAUCAACCAGGAGGUCUAGUUAAGCACUUGAAAACGAUGUCUGGCGCAAUCAUCCUGAAAUUGACCUACGGCUAUUCGAUCGAGGCAAACAAAGCCGAUCCACUAAUUGACUUGGUCGAUCGUAUGAUGGUCAAUGUAUCGCUUGCACAUAUGAUUCAGGCCUGGAUGGUUGAUAUCUUCCCUGCACUAAAGUAUUUGCCCGAUGCGCUUCCCGGCAUGACAUUCAAGAAGACGGCACGAGAAUGGAAUAAGAUCAAUCAGGCGGUAGCAAAUAUUCCAUACUCAUUUGUGCAGCACCAGAUGGCCAAUGGCAACAAUCGGUUCGAUGAUCGAGACAAGCUGCCAUACACUAGCGGCAUAGUCAAGGAAGCCCUCCGAUGGUCCCCGGUCCUGCCGCUAGGCACUCCUCAUGUGAUUACAGAGGAUACGAUCUACAAGGGUUAUCUUAUCCCUAAGGGGGCAAUCCUAACCCCUGCAGUAUGGUGGUUCUGCCACGAUCCCCAGGUAUACGCCGAGCCACAAUUAUUUGACCCGGAGCGAUACCUGGAACCGCGCAAUGAGCCUGAUCCUAGUAUUCACGUAUUUGGAUACUAG
Messenger RNA from Hirsutella rhossiliensis, 873 nucleotides. RefSeq names its product cytochrome p450 domain-containing protein. NCBI's taxonomy places the organism in Eukaryota, Fungi, Ascomycota, Sordariomycetes, Hypocreales, Ophiocordycipitaceae. The transcript is spliced from 5 exons. The coding region runs from base 1 to 873 and encodes 290 amino acids. Gene Ontology annotation, molecular function: iron ion binding; monooxygenase activity; oxidoreductase activity, acting on paired donors, with incorporation or reduction of molecular oxygen. The record is from RefSeq and is a predicted model, not a curated record.